Molecule: messenger RNA, 859 nt
Organism: Zingiber officinale
Lineage: Eukaryota; Viridiplantae; Streptophyta; Magnoliopsida; Zingiberales; Zingiberaceae
Product: mitochondrial pyruvate carrier 4-like
Exons: 7
Coding region: 288-614 (108 amino acids)
Biological process (GO): pyruvate import into mitochondria
Cellular component (GO): mitochondrial inner membrane
Source: RefSeq, a predicted model, not a curated record
GAUAGCGUCAAAGCGGUCACCUCUCUCCGUUUUAUAUUAAGAAACGGACCAGCGGCGUCUUGCUUCCUCUUUUUGCCUUCUCCUUCUUCCAUCGAAUCGGGGAGGAAAGCAGAUCUUUUGCUUCUCAUUUUUUUUUUCAGAUAUUUUCCCGUGUUAUGGAGUCAUGCGUAUGACCUAAUUUGAGGCAAUAACAACCUCGAUCUUGUCCCUUUGGUUGCUCUAAGCGAGAUUCAGGAAAAGUAAAGCUGCAAUCAUAGAGCAAAUCUAGGAAGAGCAGGAAGCAUCUUAUGGCUGCCUCAAAGAUUCAAGCCUUAUGGAAUCACCCUGCAGGACCGAAAACUAUUCAUUUCUGGGCUCCAACUUUUAAAUGGGGCAUUAGCAUUGCCAACAUUGCUGACUUCUCCAAGCCACCUGAAAAGAUCUCUUAUCCUCAGCAAGCCGCUGUUACUUGCACCGGUGUAAUCUGGUCCAGAUACAGUACAGUCAUUACACCGAAGAACUGGAACCUGUUUAGUGUAAAUGUGGCAAUGGCUGGAACUGGCCUUUAUCAAUUGUCUCGCAAAAUCAGGCAAGAUUACUUCUCUGGGGAAGAAAAGGAACCUCUCAAGGAAUGAAGAUAUUAUGAUCAGAAGAUUUUCUUUGCUAUUACAGCAAUUAACUGACAGUUCAAUGUUUCAUCGGAGAUCUGUAAUCGAAAUAUGCUUUAGCUCUCAAGUCUUUCCACAUAAAUGUGUUUGGAGGAACUCUCUUGAAUAAGGUCAUUUUCGAAUACUUUAAGGAUUCAUGAAAAACAGUAUGUCUCAAACUUUUCAAUGUUUGAUUUCACUUCUUCAUGUUAAGGGUAAUUCAAUAUAACCAA